This is a messenger RNA of Danio rerio (zebrafish), 5057 nucleotides long. NCBI's taxonomy places the organism in Eukaryota, Metazoa, Chordata, Actinopteri, Cypriniformes, Danionidae. The record is from RefSeq and is a predicted model, not a curated record.
UAUCUUCUUUUGUAUUGAGCAGAUGCCGAAAUUGAAUUUGUGACAAGUGAAAGGUGAGUAAAUAAUGACAUUUAAUUAUGGGGUGAACGGUCUAUUAAAAGAAUUAACUGUUUAUGUAAAAAAUACACUGUGUUUUAAUAAAAAAAGGAUCAUCAUAAGCAAAUAAUAAUCAUAAUAACCGUUAUUAUUAGUGUUAGUAGCGACUUUUAUUUUGACGUUUCACCUGCUCCGGCCAUUUUGGCUCCACGGUGGCUGGUUUCGCCCGCAGUGAGUUGGGCGGCUCAUGCAGGCAAACAUCAGCUGAGCGUUGUCCGUUCUGGCAUGAGUAAAACGCAGACAUUUACCGCAGUAAGAGAGUAAAAGUGUCCGUCAGCCAUGUGGAUCACGCCAGAGGAGGUGUUAUUAGCCAACGCGCUGUGGGUGAGCGAGCGCGCGAAUCCAUACUUCAUCCUGCAGAGGAGGAAGGGACACGGGCGCGGAGGAGGCAUCACGGGGCUGCUGGUUGGGACUCUGGAUGUGGUUCUGGACUCCAGUGCUCGUGUGGCUCCAUACAGGAUUCUGCAUCAGACGGGAGAGUCUCAGAUAUUCUGGAACAUCGCCUGUGGCUCAUCCCGUAAGGAGAUCACUGAACACUGGGAGUGGCUUGAGGCGAAUCUUUUGCAGACUCUGUCCAUCUUUGACAACGAUGAUGACAUCACUACCUUUGUUAAGGGCAAAAUACAGGGCAUCAUCGCUGAGGAGAAUAAAGGCGGGAAACCCCAGGAGGACGAGGAUCCUGGGAAGUUUCGUGAGGCGGAGCUGAAGAUGCGGAAGCUGUUCGGGAUGCCAGAGGAGGAGAAGCUGGUCAACUAUUACCCUUGCAGCUACUGGAAAGGCCGGGUCCCACGGCAGGGCUGGAUUUACCUGUCCGUAAACCACCUGUGUUUCUACUCAUUCCUGCUGGGCAAAGAGGUGUCUCUGGUGGUGCAGUGGACGGACGUCACUCAGCUUGAUAAGAACGCCACGCUGGUGUUCCCGGAGAGCAUCCGCGUGAGCACUCGAGACACUGAGCAUUUCUUCUCCAUGUUCCUCAACAUCAACGAGACCUUCAAGCUGAUGGAGCAGCUGGCGAACAUCGCCAUGAGGCAGCUUCUGGACAAUGAGAGCUUCGCAGCAGACCGCUCACUGCCCAAACCCGCUAACAAGACCCUCAAGAACGUCUCUGCACUGAAAAGGGAUCUGGAUGCCCGAGCGAAGAAUGAGCGCUACAGGGCUCUGUUCCGGCUGACGCAGGACGAGCGUCUGGACGGACACACCGACUGCACACUCUGGACACCCUUCGCCAAGAUGCACGUCGUCGGGCAGAUGUUUGUGUCCAACAACUACAUCUGUUUCACCAGUCGAGAAGAGGACCUGUGUCAGCUCAUCAUUCCACUCAGAGAGGUGACGAUCGUGGAGAAAGCGGACAGCAGCAGCGUUCUGCCCAGUCCACUGUCCAUCAGCACUAAAAACAAGAUGACCUUCCUGUUUGCAAACCUCAAAGACCGAGACUUCCUGGUUCAGCGAAUUUCUGACUUCCUGCAGCGCACGCCGGACGGGCCCUGUGGAGUCCUUCAGUCCGAGAACCCCAGUCCCAGCACGCCUCCGUCUCCUCCAGUGCUCAGCCUCUCAGAAUCAGCCCAGAUGCAGCACUACAGCCCCAGCCUGCCCACCGCCAGGAAGGGGCUCCUGCAGAUCUACCAGCAGGACGUCCCAGAGGAGCUCGGGCCCAAAGUGACGAGAGAGAGGAUGAAGGAGGAAUCGUGGAAGAUCCAUUUCUUUGAGUUUGGCCGUGGAGUGUGUAUGUACCGCACGUCUAAAACCAGAGAACUGGUGCUCAACGGCAUUCCAGAGAGUCUCAGAGGAGAACUGUGGCUACUGUUCUCAGGAGCUCAGAAUGAGAUGGCCACACACCCCGGUUACUACGGCAACCUGGUGGAGCAGGCGAUGGGGAGAUGCACCCUAGCGACAGAAGAGAUCGAGCGAGACCUGCACCGCUCCAUGCCGGAGCACCACGCUUUCCAGAACGAGACGGGCAUCGCUGCGCUCAGACGAGUGCUGACAGCUUACGCUUACAGAAACCCCGGCAUUGGAUACUGCCAGGCGAUGAACAUCGUGACGUCAGUGUUGUUGUUGUACUGCACUGAAGAGGAGGCGUUCUGGCUGCUGGUGGCGCUGUGUGAGCGGAUGCUGCCCGACUAUUACAACACUCGAGUUGUAGGAGCACUGGUAGAUCAGGGUGUGUUUGAGGAGCUGACGCGUGAGUGUUUGCCGCUGCUGUAUGAACACAUGCAGGAUCUGGGCGUGAUCUCCACCAUCUCGCUGUCCUGGUUCCUCACACUCUUCCUCUCCGUCAUGCCAUUCGACAGCGCUGUGCUGCUGGUCGACUGCUUCUUCUACGAGGGCAUCAAAGUCAUCUUCCAGGUGUCAUUAGCUGUGCUACAUGCUAACAUGGAUCAACUGCUGUCCUGUUCAGAUGAAGGAGAAGCCAUGACUAUUCUGGGCCGGUAUCUGGAUAAUGUUGUGAAUAAGCAGACCGUUUCUCCACCCAUUCCCCACCUUCACGCCCUGUUGACCAGUGGCAACAACCCUCCACCUGAGAUCGACGUCUUUGAGCUCAUUAAAGCGUCCUAUGAGAAGUUCGGGAGUCUGCGCGCUGACGUCAUUGAACAGAUGAGGUUCAAGCAAAGGUUAAAGGUCAUCCAGUCGCUUGAAGACACAGCCAAGAGGAGUGUGGUGAGAGCGAUCAUGACUGAGUCUGCUUUUACCAUCGAGGAGCUGGAGGAGCUCUAUGUACUUUUCAAGGCGAAGCACAUCAUGAGUUGUUACUGGGGUGCGAGCAGCACGCCGGCGGAGCGCCACGACCCGAGUCUGCCGUAUCUGGAGCAGUACCGCAUAGACUGUGGGCAGUUCGUCCAGCUCUUCUCGGCUCUGGCUCCAUGGAGCUGCGGCCUGCACACGCACACACUGUCCAGCCGCCUCUUCCGUCUGCUCGACCACAACAAAGACUCGCUCAUCAACUUCAAAGAGUUCGUCACCGGACUCAGUGGGAUGUAUCAUGGAGAUAUGACGGAGAAAUUGAAGCUCCUCUACAAGCUGCACCUGCCUCCGGCGUUGUGUCCAGAGGAAGCAGAGUCUGCACUGGAGGCCACACAGUUCUUCACUGAUGACGAUACACCUCAGGAUCCUCCCUUCCUGUCUCAUCUGGACUUCCUGGCACAGGAAGUGACCUCAGGUGAAGAGCUGAAGGAGGCUGGAGACUCGGCAGCAGCCGGAGACACAGACGAUAGGAAAGAGGAAAAGCCGAAGGACUAUAAAUACUAUCUGAGAAUGUGGGCGAAAGAAAAAGAGCCAAAGAAAAAGAGCAUCAAAGAUCUGCCCCGGAUGAACCAGGAGCAGUUCAUCGAGAUGUGCAAAACCCUGUACAACAUGUUCAGCGAGGAUCCGCUGGAGCAGGAGCUUUACCACGGCAUCGCCACCGUGGCCAGUCUGCUACUGCGCAUCGGAGAGGUGGGCAAGAAAUUCACAAACAACGGCAGCAAGAAAGCCGAAGCCCCGGCGGACGCUUCUCAGCCUGAAAAAGAAGACUCAUCUGGGGAGGGCGGAUCAGGGCUGUCCCUGGUGUCCAAGGCCCUGGCGGAGGCUCAGAUGGAGACACCUCCACCCACUGCCAAUGGAUCUGACGAGGAAGCAAAAGACGACACCUCCGUCUCAUCCUACUCUGUGGUCAGCGCUGGGUCGUUGCAGUGUGAAGAUAUAGCCGACGACACUGUUCUGAUUGGCUGUGUAGGCGGAGAAGGGGCAGGGCGUAGGCGGGGCAGCGCGCCGGAUGCUGAUUGGUCCAUCACGUUCGAGCAGGUUUUAGCAUCCUUCCUUACUGAAGCCUCAUUGGUCGACUACUUUGAGAAAAAGCACGACAUCCAGAGCAAGAUAACGGCAUGCAAAUCACUGAGAGCCGUGGAGAGACAGACAAGUUCAUCCAGCGAUCACGAUUUCUCUCUGAACACACACUGAUGAGGUAUUAAAGCAUGCAUGAACAUGUAAACACACACAUAUUCAUGCAAAGCAAAUGAGUGUGUGUGUGUGUGUGUCCUCGUGCUACAAUGCAGAAAUUGUGUUUUAUUUGUUAGCUCAGUGCAUUUGUCUUGCUUUCCAGUACUAAUGUGUUUACGUUCUUAAAGGGGUAGUUCACCUGAAAAUUAAAUUAAAAUGAAUGCAUCCGGAUUUUAAGGGACAGAUCACUUAAACAUGACCUCAUUGUUUAUUUCCACUCAUGUGGUUUUAAACCUUUGAGUUUUGUUCUUCUUAUUAACACAAAAGAAGAUGUUUUGAAAAAAUGCUGGCACUUAUUGACUUCCAUAGCUGGAUAUAUACUUCUAUGGAAGUCAAUUGGUGCCAAAAAGGUUUAAACAUCUCCUUUUGUAUACAUAGGAAGAAAAAAAUUAAUUGGUUUAACAUAUUUGGUAGAAAGAAGUUUCCUUUAGGUGAUGAUGAAGAGUUCACCUCAUAGUGUCUGUUUGCAUGUGGUUUUAAACCUAUGAGUUUCUUUCUUCUGUUGAACACAAAAUAUGUUUUGAAAAAUGCUGGCACUUAUUGACCUCCAUAGCAGGAUAUAAGCUUCUAUGGAAGUCAAAUGGUGCCAAAAAAGUAAAACAUAUCCUUUUCUGUUCAUAAAAAGAAACUCAUUUGUUUAACAUGUUUGGCAGAAGAAAGUGUCAUUUAAGUGAAGAUGAAGAGUUCACCUCAUAGUGUCUGUUUGCAUGUGGUUUUAAACCACUGAGUUUCUUCUGUUGAUCACAAAAGAAGAUGUUUUGAAAAAUGCUGGCACUUAUUGACUUCCAUAGCAGGAUAUCAGCUUCUAUGGAAGUCAAUAAGUGCCAAAAAAUGUAAAACAUAUCCUUUUGUGUUCAUAAGAAGAAAGAAAUUCAUUGGUUUAACAUGUUUGGCUGAAAGAAGUGUCCUUUAGGUGAAGAUGAAGAGUUCACCUCAUAGUGUCUGUUUGCAUUCACUUGAAAUCCAUCUUAAAGAGACAGUACACA